Uloborus diversus is the source of this 2570-nucleotide messenger RNA. RefSeq names its product DNA replication licensing factor mcm7-B-like (gene Mcm7). The transcript has 14 exons. Bases 74 to 2239 code for a protein of 721 amino acids. The record is from RefSeq and is a predicted model, not a curated record. Gene Ontology annotation, biological process: DNA replication initiation; DNA strand elongation involved in DNA replication; DNA replication. NCBI's taxonomy places the organism in Eukaryota, Metazoa, Arthropoda, Arachnida, Araneae, Uloboridae. Gene Ontology annotation, molecular function: ATP hydrolysis activity; single-stranded DNA helicase activity; single-stranded DNA binding. Gene Ontology annotation, cellular component: MCM complex; nucleus.
GUUGCUGUUGUCUUUAACAAUUACAGAACGGAUUGUUGACACUUGAAUUGUUUCUAAUAAAAUUUCUGUCAACAUGCCUGCACAUGAGUAUGGAGAAGACAAAUCCAAAAUAUUGACUUUUUUGUCUGGUUUUGUAACUCAAAAUGAAGCUGGGGAAAAAUGUUUGAAAUACGGUCUUGAAUUGACUAAAAUAGCUAAUCGUGAACAAGUUGCUUUGACAGUAGAUCUGGACGAUGUUGCAGAUAUGUUUCCAGAAUUAUGUGAAUCCAUAUUGGAAAAUUCUCGAAGAUACGUCGCAUUAUUUGCAGAUGUUAUCCAUGAAAUGCUUCCAAACUAUAAGACACAUGAGGUAACAGCAAAAGAUGUACUCGAUGUCUACAUUAUGCAGCGAUUAAAAGUUGAAAAUAGAUUUCAUGAAGAAGGAGAGUAUCGUGAUCCUAAGAAUAAAUAUCCAGCAGAACUUUUGCGGCGUUUUGAAAUUUAUUUCAAAAACAAAGAUUCCCAAGAGCUUCUUUCUGUAAGAGACGUAAAAGCUGAACACAUUGGUAAAUUGGUAUCUGUAAAAGGCAUUGUUACUAGAUGUACUGAAGUAAAACCUAUGUUAGUUGUUGCAACUUAUACAUGUGACCAGUGUGGAUCUGAGACUUAUCAACCAGUAAACUCUUUAGCAUUCAUGCCGCUUUUAAUGUGUGACAGUGACGAGUGUAGAGUGAACAAAUCUGCAGGAAGACUUUAUUUGCAGAGUCGUGGCUCAAAAUUCAUCAAAUUUCAGGAAAUAAAAAUCCAAGAACAUAGUGAUCAAGUUCCAGAAGGUAACAUCCCUAGAGCAAUGACAGUCCAUGUGAAGGGAGAAUUGACCAGAUUAGUGCUGCCUGGUGAUCAUGUUAGUGUGACUGGAAUUUUCUUACCAAUUGUUCGAACAGGAUUUAGGCAAAUAGCUCAAGGUCUUUUAGCAGAUACAUUUUUAGAAGCUCAUAGAUUAACUAAAAUGAAUAAAACUGAAGAUGAUGAAUUAAAUGAGCAAAAUAUGAGUAAAGCUGAAGCUGAACAAAUUCGAAACACUUACAACUAUGAUAGAAUGUCAAGUAGCAUAGCACCAGAAAUAUUUGGCCAUCAAGAUGUUAAAAAGGCACUGUUGCUCUUAUUAGUUGGAGGUGUUGAUAGAAAUCCAAAUGGAAUGAAAAUCAGAGGUAAUAUCAACAUUUGUUUGAUGGGUGAUCCUGGAGUAGCCAAGUCACAGCUUUUAUCAUACAUUGAUAGACUUGCUCCAAGAAGUCAGUAUACAACUGGGCGUGGUUCAUCUGGUGUUGGUUUGACAGCAUCUGUAAUGAAAGAUCCAGUAACCGGAGAAAUGACAUUAGAAGGUGGAGCUUUAGUGCUGGCAGAUCAAGGAGUUUGCUGUAUUGAUGAAUUUGAUAAAAUGAUGGAUUCAGAUAGGACUGCCAUCCACGAAGUCAUGGAACAGCAGACAAUUUCUAUUGCUAAGGCUGGUAUUAUGACAACAUUAAAUGCAAGGGUAUCGAUUCUCGCUGCUGCAAAUCCUGCUUAUGGUCGAUACAAUCCAAAACGUUCAAUUGAGCAAAAUAUUCAGCUGCCUGCAGCUUUACUGUCUCGAUUUGAUUUACUUUGGCUUAUUCAAGACAAGCCAGACAAAGAAAAUGACAAGAGAUUAGCUGAUCACAUCACUCAAGUACACAUGCAUUGCCGAGAACCUCAGACGGAAUUUGAACCUAUGCCAAUGAAUUUAUUGAGAAAAUACGUAACCUACUGUCGUAGAAUCAAUCCAACUAUUCCUGAAGAUCUGACAGACUAUCUUGUGAGUGCAUAUGUGGAAAUCAGGAAAGAGGCUCGUAACAGCAAGGAUAUGACAUUCACUUCAGCUCGAAAUUUAUUAGGAGUUUUGCGCUUAGCUACUGCUUUAGCUCGUUUGAAUCUUAGAGAAGCAGUUGUUAAACAAGAUGUAGAUGAAGCCAUUCGUCUACUUGAUAUGUCUAAAACAUCGUUGACGCAACAGCGUCAACAUGGUGGCCGAGCUCAAACUGCGACCGACCAAAUUUUCGGCAUCAUCAGGGAAAUUAUGAUUGAAACUGCUUGUAGGACUGUAAAAAUGGCUGAUGCUCUAGAGCGUUGCAUUGCCAAAGGUUUUAACCCUAAUCAGUUUGAAGAAGCCAUUGAAGAAUAUGAAGAAUUAGAUAUUUGGCAAGUCAACCAAUCACGCACAAAAAUUACUUUCAUUUAAAUUUUUGAGAAAAAUUCAGUUUUUUUUUAAUAAUCAAUUUUAUGCAUAUAUUGUUAAGAUUUUUACAUACUGUUUUUAACUCCUGUAAAAUAUUUGUCAAUUUCGUCAUAGUUCAAUUUUUACAUUUUCAUCCAUAAACAAAUAAAAAUACACAUUUCAUCUUGAUUUUUCAUCUUUAUUGAUAUUUGCUUAUUUUAUGUUCAUUGUGGAAAUUGCCCUUAUUUCAUGUAAUGUAUUUCAAUGAUUAGUAAGUUUAAUUUGUAUGGAUAAACACUGAACUAGAUAAAGAAAAAAAAUAAUAAAUUUUACAAUAACAUUCAAGCUCAAAAUG